Messenger RNA from Mangifera indica (mango), 1583 nucleotides. Its product is annotated as presenilin-like protein At2g29900. Gene Ontology annotation, biological process: protein processing. Lineage: Eukaryota; Viridiplantae; Streptophyta; Magnoliopsida; Sapindales; Anacardiaceae. The record is from RefSeq and is a predicted model, not a curated record. The transcript has a single exon. Gene Ontology annotation, molecular function: aspartic endopeptidase activity, intramembrane cleaving. The coding region runs from base 133 to 1434 and encodes 433 amino acids. Gene Ontology annotation, cellular component: nucleus; membrane.
GAUUAUACCAACACGGCCAAUCGUCCAGAAGAAGAAAGUCAAGACAAGAAACGCCCCGGUCGGUAACCAUUAGGUCUCCCAACAACAUAAACACUUCCAAGUAUCAAACUUGAUCCAAAAUCCAGCACCCAAAUGGCUGAAACUCAGAGACCAGCCACAAUUAUUGAUUCUUUAGGAGAAGAAAUCGUCAGGAUUGUAACUCCCGUUUCAAUCUGCAUGCUUUUGGUGGUCAUUUUGGUCUCUGUUUUGAACUCAGACUCAUCCUCUUCCUCAUCUUCAGUUACAACUAUUGCUACAAUUGCAUACUCUGAGACCAGCUCAGAUUCUUCUUGGGACAAAUUCUUAGGUGCCCUUUUGAACUCUGUUGUAUUUGUUGCUGUUGUCACUGCCGUUACCUUCCUUUUGGUGCUGCUUUUUUAUCUUAGAUGUACAAAGUUCUUGAAAAUCUACAUGGGGUUUUCGGCUUUUGUUGUGUUGGGAUUUAUGGGUGGUGAGAUUGCUUUGUUUUUGAUUCAGAAGUUUAGUAUCCUAAUUGACUGUGUUACAUUCUUAUUGGUUUUGUUUAAUUUUGCUGUUGUUGGUGUGUUGGCCGUGUUUAUAUCGAAAAUGGCCAUUUUUGUGACACAAGGUUAUUUGGUUGUUAUUGGUAUGCUGGUUGCUUAUUGGUUCACUCUUUUACCUGAAUGGACUACUUGGGUGCUGUUGGUUGCCAUGGCAUUGUAUGAUCUUGCAGCUGUUUUAUUACCUGUUGGACCACUAAGGCUGUUGGUAGAGCUUGCGAUAUCAAGAGAUGAAGAUAUCCCUGCUCUGGUUUAUGAGUCUCGACCUGUGAUUAAUACUGAUUCGGGUUCAAGGAAUGGUGUAAAUCAAAGGAGGGUGUGGAGAGACCGGAGAAAUGCGGAGCAUGAUUCAGGCGAGAACUUGAACCAUCAUUUGAACUCUAGUGCUAAUAUGGGUUCAAACUCAAAUUCUAAUACUGUUGUAUCAGUUGUUAGCGAUGGUAAUGAUGCAAGGUUGACUAGAGCUGAAGAAGGGCAGGUUGUGGAAGGGGAUGCUGAGCUGUCUGCACCUUUAAUUGAUCAAAGGAUGAAUGGUCGUAUGCAUAGACAAGAAGACAAUGCAUCGAGUGAAAAUUUGUUGCUAGAAGGUAUUGGAUUGGGGUCAACUGGUGCUAUUAAGCUGGGGCUCGGAGACUUUAUCUUCUACAGCGUGUUGGUUGGUAGGGCAGCGAUGUAUGAUUUUAUGACUGUGUAUGCAUGUUAUCUUGCUAUAAUAGCUGGUCUUGGUGUUACACUGAUGCUAUUGGCCUUUUAUCAGAAAGCUUUGCCUGCUCUCCCAGUGUCAAUCAUGCUAGGUGUACUGUUUUAUGUCUUGACUCGACUCUUACUUGAAGUCUUUGUUUUACAAUUUUCUUUGAACCUUCUGAUGUUUUAGGGAUAUAAUUGAUAUUAUUAGUAUUUGACAAUUGUUCACAGAAGUUAGUGAAUAAUUUUCAUGAUUUGUUUGUUGUAAUUUACAUUAUUCCGACAUAUGAUUGUAUAAUUCAAUUCUAUACUUAUAUAGCUGGUGCAAAACUUCUAUAA